Pocillopora meandrina is the source of this 19788-nucleotide messenger RNA. The record is from the annotation of a GenBank genome assembly. Lineage: Eukaryota; Metazoa; Cnidaria; Anthozoa; Scleractinia; Pocilloporidae.
ACCAACGAUUCCCUCUUUGCUAUGCAGAGAGCUAAUGAAUUAAAGGAUUUCGUCGAAUUUUUGUAACCAGGUUAAUAUAUAACGUGAAUUCUUUGCUGUGUCAUGAUAGAGCAGUUGAUAUUUAAAUCGUGUGACAUAAUCGAUCGUCACUUUUCACUCGUUGCACGUUCCAGUGGUUGAUCAUGUACCAAUCGAUGGAUGAGAAUGAAACGCCUCCUGCAGUAGCCAAAGGUAUCUGCUUCAUAAAAUUUCGUAAAAUGUAGUAUCGUUUGUUAUUGGCUUUAACAACGAAAGGGGCCAGAUUUUCUUGACCGAAGUCAGAGUUCUCAUCGAUCAGCUGACGGAGAGCUGACUUCGUUGUUGGUCACAUGAGUACCCGGUUAAUCUGUUUUGUAAUUUUAAGAUUCCCACGAAUUAAGGUUAUAGUAUCUCAAGACUCUAAAAGUAUUUUCAUAUCCAUAAGAGAGAGCUAAAUAUUGAAAGUUGUCUUCCAAAUAUUAAUUUAUCAUUAAUACCUACGUUUCAAUAUGAGCGAGCUCAUCGAAGGAUUUGAGGAUGGCUGGCUGCCAAUCGUAUCAUACAAAUGGCUAUUUGUGGAGAAAUCUGCUAAAUGUUUGACCGUCUGUUUUAGCGCAAAGGCUGCAAGGGUCUCAAAAAGUCACAAGGCACAUCUUAUUUGCUCCAGUUUAGUUACUUUCGUGCGUUACGCAACAACACAUCGUUGCAUGAUCUGUGAACUUUGAUAUACAAGGAGCACUUAUUAUUGACUUAUGAAAAAUUUUACCGUAUUACUCUCGUGUUUGAAGCUAUUGCAACUUAUUUUAUGUCAAUAAUUAUUCUUCAGAGGCCUGUAGCACCUUAUAGUUUACUAGCCACUAUACGCACGCACGUUUAUAUUGCCGUAUUUAUUAGUAUUACAAAAGGUAUAGCAGGGAAUUGUUUAAGGUGGAAUAUUUCAAUGAUCGCUCAUCAACUCUGUACGUGAACCGAUUUCUGAAGAGAUUUUACCAGCAAAUAAUUUAACGAUGAGGAAACCUUACAAGAAGAAGAUAUUUUCACAUGUCCCAAGUCUGAGCCAAUCAAACGCGAGAUAAGAAUAUUCCAUCUCCCAUGCUCUCAAUGUUAGAGGUAAUACUAUUGGUCACAUCAUUUGGUUAAAAUGGCGGCUUGAAUCAAGAUCAAUAUAUCAUCAUUUUACCGGUAAGUAACCUUUUUUCUUGCCUUCAAUAAACUAAGCUCGUUUUCCAUGAUUGUUGGUCGUUCACUGAUAUCAUUCCAUUAAGCAUCGUAUGAAUCCUCCAUUAAUUUUUAGCGUAAAUAGUGUUGAUUACUCGGUAUUAUUCGAUAGCCAUUUGAUAUUACGACUUAAGUCUCGUAACUUUUCAAUAUAUUCUUAAACCUUGCUGUUCGUGAGUUGAAUCUGGGCAAAAAAGUUGAAUUUGCUUAGACAAGUCUCCCCUCGCCCCCUUCCCCCUUUAUUUAACAGCGUUCACACACCGAUCCGCGAUUAUCCCUUCUACGAACAUGGCUUGACAUUUUUCGUCAGUUUUCAAAUUCAUACCCAGAGGAGUUUUCAAACUCCAGACAACUUAUUUCAUACUGUUUAUUUCGGACUUGAACCAAUAUACUCUAGUUGGGGUAUGCAUUGUCAACCACUUAAAUGUUGGAAGCAAGAGGAUGAACAUGAAAGCUCUUUAACAACAAAAUAGUAGAAGUGCGUUACCCUUCAGCAUGUUUCAUCAAUGUACUAGAAUGAGCUUAUAUGCAAGUAUCUACUUGUAAAUUUUGUUAAAUAUUUUGAAAUUCGAAACACAGAUUGGGUGAUAUCAAUUUUGUUCAUAUGAUCGCCUUAGAUUUCAAGUCAAUGCUAAAAAAUUUUUGUGGUUCAAAUUAAAUUACACAGUAAGGCAUUUUGAUUGGUUCAGACUUACGAUCUUCUGGAGGACAGAUGUAACUGAUAACAACGUAGAUGCUUCUUUUUUUUUUUACAAAACAGAAAGCUUUGAUAUUAAUGUGAGACUGUUUAGUUGUAGAUCACAGAAGAUGAAUCCACCCUUAAGUUUUUACAUGUUGAUGUUAUCUUUGAUCUAUUUCCUAAACAGAUGCACAACGCAUGGAAGCUUAUUGUUAAAUACACACUAUUAUUAUAUGGCUAGUUAUUUUUGAGGUAAUUCCAAGCAUUCUAAUUGGUUCAUAGUGGGUUGGAAUUUUACCAUCUAGAUCAAUUCCAUGGAAAUGGUCAUAAGCCAUGUAUUUCAACCUCAUUCCCAGGGCCUUUUCCCUUAGUUAGGGGUGGAGUUGGGGAUGGAGUUGGGGGUGUUCCCAUCCCAUCCCCAGCUAAGGGAAAAGGUCCUGGGAAUGAGGUUGCCUUAUGUUUGGUUAGUAAGAAGUUGCUGGUAUUCUUCUAAUUUGAUAUCUUUUCCCUUUUUCAGGUUUUCUAGUCUGCCAACCACAUUCACUAUUUAUGGAGUGUAAUGUUCAAACCUAUUGUUAUGCGAAAUACAACAAUUGAGUAUAUCAAAAUGAAUGAUUUAACAAGUCCUUCAUCAGACAUUGUGGAGAACUCACACCCUUCAUCUGGUAGCCACUUUAUCAUCCUGCUUUAUUCGCAUUAGAUGAUAAAUUUUUAAGUCAAGAUAUAGAUCACUGACUGUUGUUAAGUUGCACUAAAGUGUUUUUGUACAGAGAAUAAGAGUUAUGAUAUAAUGUUCAUCACAAUAACAAUUAAAGGAGUACAUGGAAUGAAGAUCUAGGCGACUUUUGAUGCACCACCAAAAUUUUCCCUGUGUUUCACCAGGAAAUUAAUGACAAUUUUGUGGAAAUCCUGCAGUCUAUAGAAUUUAAGGUUGUUUUUCAUGCUCCUAUUCAGUUUUCUCCAAGUGUUGUGAAUUUUGAUUUUCUCCAUGUGUUGCUGAUAAGUUAUUUGGAUAUCUUUGCUAGUAAGGCAGAAUUUUUCUCAGAAAACAAGUUGGGCAACUUGUGGGAAUUUAUCUGUUUACCCAUUGCAAGCAGUUUUGUUAAAACAAAAGUUAUAAUGAAAGUAGGAUUUUAUGACUUUUUUGCAAGAUAUAUAAUAACUAUGGCAUGAAGUCAUCUGUCCAGUGAUCAGCCUGUUAUUUAAGGCUGAUUGACCUUAAUUUGUCAUGUUAAGUGGUAUGCUAAACCAGGAUUGGUUUGACUAUGUAUGAAGCUGUACUUAUUACAAAUUUUUCAAAAUUAUUUUCAAUUUUUUACCAUUUCAUGUAGAAAUUAAAAUAAUGUGUCACCUGUUAGAUUUGAUUUUUUGCUUAACCCUUUAACUCCCAUGAGUGACCAAGGCAGAAUUUCUCCUUACAAUAUUAAUACAAUAUCAACCAGAUAAGUGAUGAGAAUAAAGAAAAAUAUUAAUUGGGAGAUAAUUAGUUGAUUCAAUACUAAAUUCUCUGAACUAACAUUAUAAGAAUUGUAUGGUUGACAGAAAAGAGAAUGACAAAUUUGAUCUGAGAGUGAAAGGGUUAAGGUGUAUGUUUUAUCAUUAUCAAGUAGUUGAAUUCAGGUUCAACACAAUCUUGUCUCCUGUUGAAGGGACUGGUUUUAUACUACUAGUGUUGUGGAAAUUAACUCUUUACACUCUAACAUUAGAAUGCAUUUUCUCCAUAUUGCAUUCUACACAUAUGCUUUGGCAAUGCUAACAAGAAUUUGUUUAACAAUCAAGAGUUUCUUUUGUUGGUGUUCAUUUUUUUUAUCCUCAUGACCUUCUUAUACUAAAAGGAGAAAUGAAAUGUAUGUCUCGCUAAGAAAAUGAAGAGUCAAAUGUCUGCUGUAAACAGUGUUGGAAUUAUUUUGAGUUUUUUCUUUAUCAGUGUGUGUUUUAUCAGCAGGUGGUGAUAUGUCAAAUUCCUUUGAACUCAGUUCAGAGGAAGAAUUGAAUAGCAUGCAUGCAAACAGAAAGAGGUCCACUAAACCAGACAUUGCCAGCACUUACUUUGAUCAAAGAAUCACUGUUCCCAGAGAUGGAGAAGAGGCAGACGUAAGUUUUUUGUUUUUGUUUUGUUUUUGUAUUGUGGUAUAAUCUGUGGCAAAGGUGUACAAAUUUUUAAUACUUGAUUUUCGUGUAGAAGAGAAACAUCCUUCAGCACUAUAACAUCAUGCCUUAUCAAUUUGAAGCUUCAAAAUCCCUUCCCUCCCUCCUAGGGCAACCUCCCUGUUAUUUGAACUUUUGAGGAUUGGUUUGUUCAAAUUCCUCUCCCUCCCUCCAUCCCUCCCCCAAGGCAAAAUCAGUGACUGUUACUUUCUAAACAUAGACCAGUCUUUAACCCUUUCAUUCCCACAAGUGACUAAGACAGAAUUUCUCCUUACAAUAUCAAUACAAUAUCAAGCAAGUAGGUGAUGAGAAUAGAGAAGAAUAUCAACCAUGGGAUUAUUAGUUGAUCCAAUACCAAAUUCUCUUAACUAACAUAAGAAUUAUAUGGCAGAUAGUAAAGAGAAUUACUAAUUAGAUCUUGGGAGUGAAAGGAUUAAAACCUAGACCUUGUAGACCUUUUCUUCUGAGCUAUUUGCUCACAAAAGUGAACUGUUUCCCUGAAAACUCCCUCAUAUUUUAAGAUAAUUAUUUUAAUACUUACAUUCUGCUGAAAAGACUUGAUACUUCCAAUUCAAAUUCCCCACCCUAGCAUGACAAGAUUCAAAUUCCCAACUCACUGGGCAUGGACAAGGGUCAGAUGCUUUUGUAUUGCCCAGGAUGUUGAAGCUUUGAAUUGAUUGGGGCUUACCCAGUUUUAAUUCUUAUUCAUGACUAGAAUUUUGUCCCUCCUUCAUGCAGUGGGUGCUGAAAAUUGAACUUUGUCUAUGGCUAAAUGUCUACUACUUUGCAUUAAUUUUCUUCUCCCUUCAUGCAUCUGUGCUGUGAAUUGUACUUUUUCAAUAACAGUGUGCAAAGGAUGCUGUGCUCCUUACUUUGUGUAUCACUCUUAACAUGUUACUCAAAUGAGUCAAACAGAAUCAAGAUUACCAUUUUCAAACCAUAGUGAUAUGCCAUUAAACCAAAUUGGUGAAACUAGGCAUUCAAUGCAUUAUGGUUUCAUGUACUUUAACCUUUUAAACCCUAAGAUUGGUAUGCUUAUUCUCCUUACAGUUCACUAUAUGUUUCCUAUAGUACUGACGUAAGGAAUUUAGGGAACCAUCAAAAGUGUGGGGGGGUCAUUUCCCUUUUUCUCAGGGCUUUUAAUGCUCAAUUCAGCAGUGAAACUAUUCGAAGAUAGAAGAUGCCAAUCACUGUUAUAGGCGAAAGGGUUAACCCUUUACACCCUAACAUCAGUAUGCAUAUUCUCCCUACUGUUCUUUAUAUAUUUCCUAAGGAAAUGUCAUGGAGAACUUGUUCAAAAAUCAAGGGCCUCUCUGGUGGGUGAUCAUUUCCCUUAUUCUCAUGACUGUAAUGUUUGAAUCAAAAGUGAUACUGUUGGGUGAAAUUAGAAGCCAAUCACUCUUAGAGAUUAAAGGGUUAAAAAUACUGAAUGAAAUAAAUGUGAAUUUCUGCCAAGCAUUACCCAGAUUUCUCUAAUGCAAUUCAGUUGCAGUUCAAAUUGUUGUUUUACAUGCCAUGAAAUAUUGAGGUCUUAUGCAUCCUCAGAAGGUGCUAAAAUGACUUGUGAUCAGGAUAAUUUGUCAUCUAAUAUAAAAUAAAUAAUUUGUUGUUUUAUGUGACUCAUUACAACAGAAGUACAAGUUUAGUUGGCGUCGGUUGUGGGCCUUCACUGGUCCUGGCUUUCUAAUGAGCAUAGCUUACCUUGAUCCUGGAAACAUAGAAUCAGAUCUUCAAUCAGGAGCUGUGGCAGAAUAUAAGGUAAAUGAUACAAAAUGUUGAAAUAAUUCAAGAAUUGAGAGUUCCUAUGAGGUCAUCUAGAAUCUGAGAGUCAGUUUCACUUAGCCUUAAACUUUUAUAAGAGACCAAGACAGAAUUUCUCUUUAAAAUAUCAGUACAAUGUCGAGGAGACAAGGUAUGAGAAUAAGGAAAUAUCAAUCAGAGGAUUAUAGUUGAUCCAAUACUAAAUUCUCCAAAGUAACAUCACAAGAAAUGUAUGGCAGUUAAUAAGGAGAAUUACUAAAUAAAUGAGAUCUUGGGAGUGAAAGGUUUAAUCAGUUUAUAAUUCUUGUCAAGAAUUUAAAAAUUGACAGAAUUUCAAGAGUGUGGAAUAUUUCAAUUUCUUCUAUAUUUACAUGUUGUUGUAAAAUUUAUAUCUUAUCAACUGAAGAUGUGUUGGUGUGUAGUAUCGCUGAGUAUGUAUACGAGUUGUAUGGUAUUUUCUUAACCCUUUCACUCCCAAGAUCUGAUUAGUAAUUCUCCUUACUAUCUGCCAUACAAUUCUUAUGAUGUUAGUUCAGAGAAUUUGGUAUUGGAUCAACUAAUAAUCCCAUGAUUGAUAUUUUUCUCUAUUCUCAUCACCUGCCUGCUUGAUAUUGUAUUGAUAUUGUAAGGAGAAAUUCUCUCUUGGUUACUUGUGGGAGUGAAAGGGUUAAGCCUGUAAGGUGAGUCAAGAUACAAACAAGAAGUAAAAGUACUCACCAAUAUUACACACCAAAAUGUCUAAUCAUUAUAAGUUAUUUAUUAUUUAACUCACCACAGCCAACUGGUUAAACAGGUUUUUUUUUACAGUACAACAUAGAAAACUGUAAAAUAUUACUGGAUAUAUUUACUCUAGUUGCACUUUAUUUGUAUUUUGCUGAGUGUAGUUGGGAAUUAAAAUGGGUUAAUGUGAGUUGAACAAAAAGAAGUCUAAUAAAAGUACUCUUAGUGGGUUUAUGAUAAACAUUUAUCAGAUCUGAUUUGUUUGUCUUGUUUACACAGUUGCUUUGGAUUCUUAUGUGUUCUACCCUUAUGGGACUUCUGAUGCAGGUGAAAAAAUCAGUUUGUCUGUCUUUUUCUGUUCCUCUAUUCUCUCUUAGUUAUUAUAUUAGAGCUUAAAAGUCAAAUUUGUUCAAAUUCGCAAGGCAUCAGCAUACAAUUAGAAAAUUUUAAUGAUAUAUUCAUGAAAUAUUGGGGAAAAGCAAAUUUCAACUUUUCCCUUUCUGUUUGGAAUUUUUGGAACCCACUCGAAGUUCCAUUUUGCUUUAUUGAAAUCUGACACAAGCAAAAAUGCUUAAAAAACAAAAUGACAAGAAGGCAAUCAAAAUUAAGGACCAAUUUAUACCACAAAUUAUACAUGUUUCUUAUUCCUUUCCUAAUGUUAUCUUUCUUUUUGUGACUUUUUUUUUCUCAUCAGAGAUUGUCCCUUAGGCUAGGAACUGUAUCAGGUAAAGUAUUGCUGUAUAAGUAUUUUUAAAUGUGUCUUUAUAUAUUGUUAUUUUAAGUGUAAGCUGACUUAACGAUCAUCAUCCCUUUUUACACAAACUAACAGACAGAGUGUUCCUGAAUUAAUAACAUGUCCAAACAUAAUUUUGCCACUUGGAAUAUGUUUUGCUUCCUUUUUUUCUUGUUCUGCAGUUUUUUUUUUCACUAGUUUAGUUUUUUGUUUUCCUUUUCUUGUUGUUAAAGGUUUAUAAAAACAAAAUAAAGUUCAAACUGGCUUGAAAAGUUUUAAACCAAAUAAAUUUGCACCAAAAGAAAUAUUGGUACAUUGGAUGGAAAUUUCUAAUCCCAAGAAUGUUGCAAGGAGAUGUCACUGUUAAGGCUUAUUUUCACAAUAAAACUUCCUGCUUUUUUCUUGUCCCUUGUAAUUGUCACACAAUCCUUUGUGAAUAAUUCUUCAACCGAUAGUUUGCUAUUUUCAUAACCAAAUCAAUACUAACAGCCUCUGGUUGGCAAGUGUAGAUAUUCUCAUUACAUGUUUGCUGCCUUUGGUUAGUGUAUCACUGUUGUGAGGAGAAGUAACUUGUUCAUCAUCACUUCAAGAGAUUUUAAGAAUUAAUUAUCCAUGCUGGAUUUGUUAUUAUAGGCAAGCAUCUUGCAGAGGUGUGUCAUGAAAAGUAUCCCAAGAUACCCCGUAUCAUUCUCUGGGUUAUGGUUGAGAUUGCAAUCAUUGGCAGUGACAUGCAGGUAAGUCGUCAGUGUGUUAUCAUGUAAGGUGAAGUUUGCACACAAGCCUGUGUCUCUCAGAUCCUCAAGCUUUCCCCUGGCAUGAAGUUGCCAGGCAUAUUGUGGCUCCUUGAAAUGGGAUGGUAGUCUGCCUUAAGUAAACCUUCUUUCCCAACACUAAGCAAUCCCACAGGAUGUACUAGGCAAAGAAUUCUGCUUCCUCCCAGAGCACAAAUCAUUGACUUUAAACACAUCUUGAGCUGAAACUUUUUAGUCUGAAUUCCAAUAUGCUUCCCUUUGGGUCAUUUCCUCUUUCACACAUUUCUAUGAAAAAAAUUACAACUUCAUGUAUGAAUGUGUACAAGUAUAAAACAUUAUGCUUAAACAACAGAGUCUUUUUUUAAUUAUUAUUGCAGGAAGUUAUUGGAACUGCAAUAGCAUUUAACCUUUUAUCAAAUGGAAAGUAAGUGUCAUUUUUGGUGACCAGAAUCUUUCUUGCUGUUAUUCCAACAUAGGUUCCUGUUCAAGUAUGUGUUUUAAUUUCUAUCAGUUUACUCAGUGAUGUUACUGAUUUAAAAAAAAAACAUUUAUAUCCCUCCCUUUGAAGGUUUUUGGUCUGAGCCCAUAACCUCUCUGAAGGUGAAGACCAUUUUCAUAGCUUCCUCUGCUCUAGAUUUUUCCAUGGCUCCCAAUGGGGUGGGUUGGAUAUUUCUGGAACAGUGAAGUGAUUCAAGUAAAUUGAAUAAUCAGUUUACACAAACAGGACAAAGUACUCUUGACCAACAGCAACUCUUCACUUGAUUCUGAUGAUGACUUCUGUUCAGAUUGUUGAAACAUCAAUCAGUACUACCAAAAACAGUCCUUCUCAGGACUACUCUCACAUGGACAAUCAGACUACACAAUCACAGUGAAGUGAUGAUGAUCAUCUUGAAAAUCCUAUUUGUUUUUAUUUAACAGGAUUCCUCUGUAUGGUGGUGUUCUUAUCACAAUCACUGAUACAUUUAUUUUCCUAUUCCUUGAUAAAUAUGGUGAGUCAUUAUCAUUGUUUGAAAUUUGUGUGGGCCAUUUAACUUCUCUGUUGCACUUUGAACUCUGAGCAUAUCAUGAUGGGUGGUGAAGAUGCAGACAUUAAGUAAAGAAAAUCUAUCUUUAAAGUAAUAAUUACUCUUUAGUUUUCAAGUAAUUUUGAUGCAGCAGCCCCUUUGAAGGAGACAACCAUAACAAAAUCCAGUCUAAUUGCCAAAAGUUACAAGUAUGGAUUAAACAGUCCUGAGCGCCAUGCCUUCUCUUCUCUCCUAUACUAUAUUUCCUUGAAUAAGCACCCCACUCUAAGAAAUGCUUUUCCCCAAAUAAGUAUCCACCCCCUAGGCCAUAAAUGUCACCAAGCACCCCUCCUAAAUAAGUAUUUUUCCCCCCCCCCCCCCACUCCUCCCUCACUUUCUUAAAUCAUUGGGAUACAAGGUAAACCUGUUUCUAUUGCCUCCUUUUUUUAUUUAUAGCUUCAACUACAACAUAAUCAGUACAGGAGUAUAUGAAGUGCCCUUCUUCAUAUAAGUAAUACUCGACAUACCAUUAAACUAGUUUUGAAAGAAAACAAAAGAUGUUGGUUAUACCUCUGUUCCUUAAAAAGAUAAACUUGCAGGUCCAUUGGAACAAUUGGAGAUCACACCAUAAGGAACAGGCAGGAGAUGAUAAUUUGAUUUUGAAUUAUUUUCAUUCUAGGUCUAAGAAAGCUGGAGGCAUUCUUUGGAUUUUUGAUAACUGUUAUGGCUGUGUCAUUUGGCUAUGAGGUAAGGCACAUGUAUUUCUUUCACCCAAAUUCAUUUCAGCAUUCAGGCCAGGGUUUUACUGGGUUAAUAUUGGGUAUCAAAAGAUGUUUCCCUGUAUGAUUUACAGUUACAAGAUCGAGCUUUGUUAAAAGUGCAACUCUGCUUGAACAUUGCAAUUGUGUAAGUGGUGACUCACUUUAAUUUGUAAUCUUCAAACAAAAUGUUUCAGUACAUUAAUAAUGCAUGCAUAGGGCCAACUUGCCAGACUAACAUGAUGCACCAAAGUAAACCAACUUAGCACUUAAAAAAAAAUUCGGGCUAUGACAGGAUUUGAAGGCUUGCCUCCCAGCUGAGCUACCAAGCCACAAGCUGGGAGUGGGUACACUUUCGAGGGUUCUUCUUUCCCUUAGAGAAAUCUGAUCAUAAUUUUGCAAUAACUGAAUUUCAUUUGACCUACAGGUGAAAAUUAAAUAAAUCAAUGAUCCUCGCAAUUGAGUUGCAACUUAACCCUUUAACUCCCAUGAGUGACCAAGGCAGAAUUUCUCCCUACAAUAUCAAUACAAUAUCAAACAGAUAAGUGAUGAGAAUAAAGAAAAAUAUCAAUUUGGGGAUAAUUAGUUGAUCCAAUACUAAACUCUCUGAAAUAAUAUUAUAGGAAUUGCAUAAUGGACAGUAAGGAGAAUUACAAAUUUGAUCUGGGAGUGAAAGGGUUAAAGCAAGUGUAGAGAGGAAGAUUUUUUCUGGUUUCUUUUCUGCAAUUGUGGCUCACCAGCAAGGAUCGUUGCUUUACUUGACUACCACUCAAAAUCCUCAAAAUUUUGCACAGCUAUGGCCAGUCACAUGGAGUUAUUAAUGGUUCAUGAAUCUCAUCAGACAUAAGAUAUAAUCUAAUGAUUAUUUCAGUGACAAUAGCCUAAGCAGUGUUUAACAGGUUGCAUGUGCUAGAGACUCCUGUUCAAAAUUCUUAUAUUAUUUGGCAAAUGAGAACUUAACAUUAUGGCUUUUUAUAUUCCGUGUAGUAUGUAAAAGUAAACCCAAAGCAGGAUAAAGUACUGGAAGGUCUUUUUAUACCUUGGUGUGAAAAUUGUGACAAUAAAAGUAUUUUACAGGUAGGCAUUUUCUGAUGGACAGCAAUUGGUUUAGUAGUUAGUUCAGUAAGUUUAUUCCAUAGGCUGAUUAAGAAAUAUGGCAAAUUCUUACCUUGUUUGUCUAGUUAAUAAAGAUGUUAAGUAUUUAUCAUAUAAUUAUGUCAUUUUUUUAGUUACACAGACUAUGACUGUGAUGUUCUAUGAAAUCUGUUUUCAUGAUUGAAACUGACUGCUAAAAUUUUCUUCGUUUCAAUUGCCUUUAAGGCUGUAGGUAUUGUUGGAGCGGUCAUCAUGCCUCAUAAUAUGUAUCUUCACUCAGCUCUAGUUAAGGUUUGUAUACUUAUGGAUUAUGACUUCUAAGAGCAUGAUACUGUUUUAAUUUAUAAGUUUUUAAUACCAGUGAUGAGUGUGAGUAAGUUUUAAAGUAGGUGAGCAAUAUGAGACCUAAAAUGAAUACAAGAAAAAAAUAUCUGUGCUUAGUAUGGGAAUGUAAACUGGUAUUCAAGAAGAGCAUGAUCCAGCGUGCCAUGUUGGUGGAAAAGGAAGGUUAUUCAGGAGAGGCACUGAGAGAGUUUUAUUUCAUUACAUCUGUUCUCUGAUUGGUCAUCACUAACAUGUUAACUUUACAAUAGAAGUCCUACCAGUUGAUAAAAAAUUAUCGAAGGGGUUAAUUUUAAAAAGGAAUCUGUAGUGUUGUGACAGUGAGGUGUAUUACAAGAUAAUAUGAUUUUCUCAACUGUAUUGAUAUUACAAAUUGGCAACUGUAAAGAGUUUCUAAACUCCUUACAGAGGGCAGCGAGGGCCAAAGAUCCUUUGAGCAGUAUCUUCUUAAGAGCGUUAGCCCUUUGUCGGAGAGAAGAAACUCGUUACGGUGCCCAAUUUACAUUAUCAACUCAUUUGAUGAAAACCAAUUAAUAUCAGUCCCUUUGAUUUGACAACUUGAUUCAACACAUGAAUUGGUUUAACAUUAAGCAAACGGUUCUCACCCAACCCAACAACUGUGAGAAGACUUCCAUGGCUCAGGUUGAGAAGUAUUUGUUUUAUUGUGAAUGUAUUUGUGUGGUAACAAUUCUUGAGAUGUUGCUUAUUGUUAACGCUAUCCUCUUUCUCUUUGUUGUAGUCUCGGGAAGUAGACAGGAAAGAUACUAAAGCAGUGAAAGAAGCUAAUUUGUAUUAUUUUAUUGAAUCAGGUAAUAAAUACACCUUAUUCGAUGGUUAAUAAUAUUUUUAACCAUCGAAUAAGGGACUCAUCAUUCCACCAUUAUUUACAGUUAUUGAAUACAUCUUACGGCAUUAUCUGAGAAUCGUAUUGAUCGCACAAGGCGAGCACAAAAGAUAAAACCAUGUCAGUAUCCUUUAUGAGAACUGCCAUCUCAACCAAUCAAACGAAAGACCAUAACCAAUCGUGACUUGUGCACCCGCGUUUUCCCGCGCUUUUUAAACAGUUUGCUUGUUUUUACUUUGAUUUCUCAUUGUGUUAUUACGAUGUUAAUCCUUGCACUGACUGGCAGUUAUACUUUCUCUGGGUUUGCUUUUUCGACACUCGGUUAAAGAGUGCUCUAGUUUUGCUUCUGAGUAGUUGAUAUAGUGAUACACGUGUUCCACACCAACAAUAUCAACGCAGGAAUAAAACCACGUGUAACUUGGUCACAUGUGUUUUUGCGCUGUCAGGGAGACUUUUUAAUUGAUCAAGUUGAAAGUCAUCCUCGCUUUCUUCGAUUCUGCUUUACUUAGCUAUGUGAUUGGUCCUGAAUACUCGCGAUAUCUUCUUAACCGAAACUAAUCAAAUUCAAAACUAAAAGCAAUCUCAACUUAGUCGCUCGUGUUAUCCUGCGCUUUAGCCAGUUUGGUGACAGGUCGAGUUUAGUUUGAAUUUCCACAAGCUCUCCAAGAUAAUUUUCUUUCUUGAUUCUCUUUAGCUGUUGUGAUCACCUUGGUUUUGGUUUUUGAGAUGGUUUACAUGUUCGAGUUCUCAAUCGAAACAAUUCCAGUCCUGGAUAAAUUUCAACACUGUUUCAGUUCAACUAUGCCUGUAGGAGUUGCUUGUGUAUAGUAACAUGCCUGGUCAUCACAUGUAACCUCUCCUCUCUUUUUUUCUUCCAGCCAUUGCACUGUUCGUUUCACUUAUCAUCAAUAUAUUCGUGGUCGCAGUAUUUGCAGAGGUAAAGCUAUUUUUUUUACCAGUGGUUGUUCCAGAAAUUAAUGAAAAUAGUACCAAAUAAUCCUCGUUUUACAGCCCUACGAAACUGCGCAAGGAGGGACAAAACGACAGCUUUGCACAAGCAAAAGAAAUGCAAAACGUGAGAAGAUAGGUAGAAAGGGAAAGAGCUGGGGUUUAUCAUAAAAUUCUUACUGUCUGAGUUUGGUUGGAAAGGACUGAAGCCUAACCUCCGAUGCUUUUUUAUUCCUCUGCUACUAUCACGCUGUUUUAAUAACGCGCUUCGUUCAGCUAACCGAACACCCAGAAUAGGCUAUGGAUCGAAGUUGUCAUUCUCACUGUGUUUUUUUUAUUAUUAUUAUUUUUAGGCAUUUUAUAAUACUACAUAUGGGCAAGUGGUGAGUCUGUAAUUAUUUUUAGUUCGUUUCCAUUCCAGCUUAUGACAAAAAGGACAUAACUGCAGUAGUACAUUAACAGUUUAGUCCUUCACGCCUCAGCAUCAGUAUCUAUUUUCUUCAUACUGUUCUCUAUACAUUUCCUGAGGUGCUGAUAAGGAGAAUUUGUUGAACAAUCAAGAGCUUCUUUGAGUUGGUGAUCAUUUCCUUUAUUCUCAUGACCAUAGUGUGAUUCAGGAGUAAUAUUGUAAGGAGAAAUUAGGUGCUAGUCACUCUUAGGGUCAAACAGGUACUAUAACACUACUUGAAAGAAUAUGUUACAGAAUCAAACAGUUACAAUACUGCUGCAUUGCAAAGUCUUUGUUUGAAGAGGUACGAUACUUCUGUCAACAGCCAGGGCGUGAAAUUGCGCCUAAUACAGGCGCCAAUGCGACUAAAUUUUUCACUUUGGCGACCAAAUCCUGGAAAUUAGUCGCCAAAUUGGCGACUAGAAUGUUUCAUCAUAACCUUACCAAGAGAUAUAGUGAAUUAAAAAGAUUUGCAAAGAUAAAUCCGCGGCGAACUUCCUCGUUAAGGUUUCAAAACAGGUAUCUCGACCGAUAACUAGACGCCAUCUUGGAUUUAGGUGAGCUUUAACGUUGUAUAUCGUCCAUCCUAGUGUCCACUUUGUAGCACGUUAAAGAUCUUUUCCCAAAUUUAAUUUUGGAGGGUCUAUCUAGAACGCCGACAGCUUAAAAAAAGGUUUUGUUUGUCUUUGAAAAUGGCGACCAACUUUUUUCCACUUGGCUACCACUUUGAAGAAUUUAGGAGCCAAGUGGCUAUCGGAAAAAAAAAUUAAUUUCACGCCCUGAACAGGUGUCAUUUAUUCUUCAUUCAGGGAUUGAAAGUACUUCCUUUUGCUAUCAAUAUUCUCGUGUUACUACAUUUCUUAAUGAAAACCCCGACAAUCUCUUUCUUUUCAGUAUCAUACAUGCAUUGAGAACAAGAUAAGCCAAGCUGAAAUCUUUAAUGUGAACAAGAGCACUGAUCAUCAUGUAAGAAUCUUAGAACAAUGCGAUUUUGUUAAUCUUUCAAAUACAAACAUCUGGUAAAGUUUGUGUGAAAGUGUUUCUUGAUUGAUUUGUCAUAUAUAACGUAAAAAAGCAGAGAAUAUCGAAUACUCAUUUCUCUAUGUAUAGAUUACUUGGAAUUCCACCAUCGACGGAGACCUUUACAAAGGGGUAAGAAGUGUUUGUGUUUUGAUAGUUAAGACAUUGGUUGAGACAGUUUUAUCGAUUAGUUUAUGCUAAAACAGUGGAUAGCGUUGAAGGUGUACUCUGAUUGGCUGCUCAAACUCCGAAUAUUCUUUGCUAUUUACCUCCGAGCUACGCGGGCGGGAUUUGCGGCCGAAAAUAUUGUAAUCGUUGCAGGAAUAAAUGAGUUAAUAUCAUCUUUUGGUGCUACAUUGUCUCCCUGAUUUAUUAUUUUCUAGAACAACUAUUCACCUCAGUGUUGGUAGCUAGCGGUGGAUAUUUACCUGGACGCUUUGUGGCCCGGUUAAUAUCCUCACUAGCCAUCUCCACUUCGGUGUGUAGUCGCUAAUUAUUGCAGUGCAGUAGCCAUCGUUUUAAAGUCUUAUCCAUCUAUCUUUUCAGGGUGUCUUCCUCGGAUGCAAGUUUGGAAAAGCAGCGUUGUAUAUUUGGGGCAUAGGAAUCCUAGCAGCGGGUCAAAGCUCUACUAUGACCGUAAGUGUUGGCUUCUUAAAAAAAUGAAACACGGUUGCUUUUUUUCUGAGGCUUUAUGCACUACGUGACGCACAAAGGAAAGGUGAAAGUGUCCAUCGUGUUUCUUGAGCGUUAGAGUAAGCACUCGUAAUGGUUACUGUUAAUGUGGUCAAUCGUUCUUGUGAUCUUAAAAAAAUAUAGAUCAUAUUCAAGGAAACUGAGCUUCAAAACCAAGGUAAUCAAACAACCAAUCAGUGGAAAGGAAAAUAUCUCAAGGAGCCAAUGAGUUAGCAGAGUAAAAGUAUAAAGUAGUAAACUGCUUGAAGCGCGAGUGAACGCGAAUGAUCCUGUCGCAGCUGAUCAUAGUGUUGAAUCUGAUUGGUUGUGAGGUUGGCGCUAGUUUUCCUAACCAAUCACAUGGCGAAGUAAAGCAAAACCAAACAAUUCCCUGGAUAACUUUCGACACAAUUGUCCCAAAGCCUGUUGGGUUGAAUUUGCUCUCGCUUUCUGCUGCUAAAAGCUAAUAGCAUCACUUUUGUUUGUCUUCUUAGGGAACCUACUCAGGCCAGUUUGCUAUGGAGGUAUGAAGCGAUUUAGCGAAUUUGAUUAUCCGUUAUUCUCAUUGAAUAAUUUGUGCUUGUCCGCUCCUCAACGAUUGUUGAUAUUUCCUCGAUAAGAGACAAUCUCUUGAUUUGAUUUAUGCACUGCAGGGCUUCUUGAAGAUCUCUUGGGCAAGAUGGAAGCGAGUGCUGUUUACCAGAUCAAUCGCCAUUGCUCCAACUCUUUUUGUGGCUUUCUACGAAGGAGUACAGGAUUUGACAGGAAUGAAUGAUUUCCUUAAUGUACUACAGAGUUUGCAGGUAAAUUGUCGCUGGUAUAGUUUCGAGCCCCUUUUUUAAUAUCAAUAAUCUUACCGUGAGGGAAACCUUCAAAUUGAAGCUUUGUCAGGGUAUAAAAUCCACGUCGAGAUUGGUUAGGGAUGGAAAAGAACUACAUGGAUCACAAUUGAAAACCCUAGGCCCAAAAAAACCAUGACCAAGUCAGAAUUUCCCGUUACAACAUCAAUAAAUAUCAAGUAAACAAGUGAUGAGAAUAAAGACGAAUAUCAGUUAUUAGUUUUUCUAAUAUAAAAGUCUCCGAACUCAAAUCGCAAUAGUUCUAGGGCAGACAGUAAGGAGAAUUUCUAAUGAGAUCUUGGCAGCAAAAGGGUUGAACUGUGACGUGGUUCCGGUAGCGACAUUUUUUUGAUUUGGAGAAAAAAAACCCGAGUUUAACAUCUAGGUACUAGUGGGCCGUGUACAUUGCCAGCUUUCUGAUGAGAACAUCGCUUAACAGGCAGCUGUUAAUGUAACAAUAAAAGCUCCGAUCGGAGUCAAAAAUGCUUCCAACUACUGCCAAUGACGCUCAAGAAUUUUUUGUCAGUUAAGCUGAAGACUUUUUUCUUAUCUUUACUAGCUCCCUUUUGCUUUGAUUCCUGUGUUGCAUUUCACGGGAGACAGAGCCAUCAUGGGAUCUUUUAAGAAUGGAAGGUAAGCUAAGCUGUCUUUGUCUAUCGUUGGAUCAAUAUCAGUAUAUCCUCGUUGGAUCAAUAUCAGUAUAUUCUCGUUGGACCAAUAUCAGUAUAUCCUCGUUUGACCAAUAUCAGUAUAUCCUCGUUGGAUCAAUAUCAGUAUCUGGGCAACUGCCCACCUACCCCUCCCCUAAUUCAACAAGAGUCAAUUGAUAACAAGUUAGGGUUAAUGUUGGGUUAGGGGAGGGGUAGGUGGGCAGUUGCCCAGAUACUGAUAUUGAUCCGUAUUGUUCCGUUCCAUAUUGUACCAAUCCCGCCUUGUUAAAAAUCCUGCAGGGUUUGAUAAGAGACAAGCCUAUCAUCUGGAGGGUGUUUCUUUGAUUAAACUCUAAGUUCUCUUAAGAAAUGAAAGGGAAAAUGUGUGAGCAGUUAGUCCUUUGUGUGUUUAUCCUUCAACGUCCAAGUGUUGUUGCAGACAAAAUUAUGGUAAUUUAAAUUUUGAAAAAAUUGGGUUAAUGCUGACGCUCCAACUCGUACCGACGUUUUAAAUGAGAGCAAUGACAGCCAGUCCUUCUUUUAUUCCUUUUGGUAAGAGGAAGCAAUCAGGAAAAAGAAUAGCAAGCGAAAAUGCGUCACUCUUUCUCUCGUUCGCCCCAAACAAACGAACUGAGUACCGAGAACAGGCCAUUAAGCGGAUAUAUGCGUGAUAAUCACUUAAUUAACUUUUAUCGUUCAAUAUCGUUUGGGCUAUAUGAUUUCUUUUUUACUCUUCUUAUGUUUGAUUGAGAUCCAUUUAAUUGUCGUCCUGUUGUUUUCUUUCCUAGGGUGAUGCAAGGUGCAGCUUGGUUUUUGUCUGUUGUCGUUAUAGGAAUUAACAUGUUUUUUGUCGCGGAAUAUGUGGUGAGUUUUGUUUUGACGCUUGUCUACAAUGUUUGUCAAUAUGUUAUGCUUUACAUUAAUGACUUACGUAAUCUACUCUUUCUUUAAUUUCACUGCUUUUUUUCCUGGUGUCUAGAAGUUAUUUCUAACGAUCAUUACAUAAAUUAACAUCACCAGAUAGCAAAUAUGAAACAUGUAAGCUUGGAGCCCUGUUCUUGCUGAAGGUUUAGUCGGGCAUUGUUUUUAAGAAUAUGAGAGUGUAAAUAUUUAAUGAACUCCUGUUCCAAAUUUUUGGUUGUGGAAUGUCCGUCGCACUAAUGCUUCUCUGCUGUCAUUUCAUCUGUCGUCUUUCAGUCCGAAAUACCGCGCAACGGAGGCUACUAUUUUCUAGUUGGAUUGUACCUUCUUUUCUACGUUGCUUUUCUUUUAUUAUUGGUAAGUAACCUGUCUUUAGAUUUCUAUGCCCUGGUUCCAGACUGAGGUUUCAAUUUCCUAUUUAUCCUAAUCAAUUUCAGUUUCCUUCGCAACCUUUGUCUGGUCUCUUCAUGUGAUGCGCUCUCCACCUUGCCAACGUCUGCUUCAAUCGGAAGCACAUUCCUUUCCGUAAGUGUAUCCAAUCAGAGCGGAGCUCGUAUUUUUCUGAGCCAAACGCGGCAAGACUACUUGUCCAGUCACAGCUCGUAUGUUAUCGGGCACCAUAAUUUCCGACCUGCCGAUUACCCGUUGGUGGGGGAGAGUGUGCAUUGCUUGACGAGACCAAGCAUCGGCUGCGAAGGAGUUGUGGGGUGGCAUAUUGACUGCAAUUUGGCCUUCCGACCACACUUAUCUGGUAAAAACAGUCACCGAUAGAAUAUGGGCUACCUACUCAACAACAGUCUCCAUAGGGAAGGUUUUUUGGUGUACCUACUCAACCACUCCCUCCAAAGGGAAGAUUUUCCCCCGUCCCUCAAUUUGCUGUGUCCAUUUGGACGGAUGAAGUAGAGUAGAAGGUACUUCAUAAGUGACGAGUCCUCGUUUGAAAUUUCGUGUGGAUGGCAGGAAAGAAUUAUAGUGCGCAAAAGCAGAACGCGGAAUUCUUUUUUUUCUUUUUGUUGAGGGAAAGGAAAGUUUGUUUUCAAGUUUAAUACGGAUGCGAAUGGCCAGAACCUGAAAAAAUUACGAUAACGAUAAUGGCUUUGUGAUCUAUUAUGUUAGGUUUAUUUUGCGCUUGGAUUCACCUUCUUGGAUUUCAUCAAGGUAUGAAAUGGUGUUUUAAUAUUUCAUUUACCAGAAAGUGGACUAUUUUUUCAAGGUUUAAUGGAAGAAAUUUCUGGGAUUAAACGAUCGUCAUAUAUACAUUUUUUUUUGUCAUAAGCUAUUAACACUAGCCUUUAAUCGGUGAGAUUACUUCCCUAAGAAUUUGGUGACGUACAUUCUACUGGCACGGCAUAGAUCGGCGUGAAUUGUUGCACCUUCACAAGCUUUUGACAAGAACGACAGAUAAAUUGCUUCUGUUCGUGUAACAUUUUGGAUUGAGCUUCGGAAAAAAAAAGGUAGACGCAUGUAAAACACAUCAACUAAUUAGCGUGUGUGAUUAGUUAACUCUUUAGAGGCAAUCUGGUUAUAGCAGCCUGAAAACAUGCGCAGAGCGUCACGCCGAGCCAUUACAACGUUCGCACAUGCGUGUUACGUUUAGGAUACGCUUACUUUAACAUGCGCGAUUUGUGAAUAAACGACGAUAUUUACUAGAAAAUACGUAGGAAAACGAGUACCUGUGAAAUUGCAAUUUGUUUGAAUUUUGUUUUCGGCAGGUUUUGAAAAGACCUGAUUCAAUUCAGUACGUCGCUCAGGAAGAUGAUAAUACUGUUUCCAAUGGCUUCUCACAGUGACGUGGAUUCGAGUUAGUUUAGCUUAGGGGUUAGCGAUGCUAUUAAAUGCAAUGUGUUGCACUAGUGUAAGGCCUUGUCACGCGUUGUUGUAUAAUAGUACGUCAUGAUGAAGCCAUGCUUCUUUUAAGAUUUAAAGUAAGAGAGAUUUUAAAGACCAUGUUAGGUAGUGCAAUACAAACAAAAAAAAAAAGUAAAAUAGAUGUAAGUAAUAGAUGGAAUAAUAGAUGGAAUAAUAAAUAAGAUAUUUUUUUACCAAGCAACAAGAAGGAGAAAAGUGACAACAAAUAUUGCCUUGAUGAUGAAUCCCUGUCCCAGUCCUUGAUCUUGAAGGCUACCGUAUAAUGCUUUCGUAGCCGUCAAGACAAGGUGCAAUGUAGUUUUUAAAAAAUCCUAAUUUAUGCUGAAUAAAGGUCAUUCACAGGAAAGCU